This is a messenger RNA of Morone saxatilis (striped sea-bass), 1952 nucleotides long. It is a transcript of the gene il11ra, whose product is annotated as interleukin 11 receptor, alpha. Lineage: Eukaryota; Metazoa; Chordata; Actinopteri; Moronidae. Gene Ontology annotation, cellular component: external side of plasma membrane; membrane. Gene Ontology annotation, biological process: cytokine-mediated signaling pathway. Gene Ontology annotation, molecular function: cytokine receptor activity; protein binding. The record is from RefSeq and is a predicted model, not a curated record.
CCUCCUUCCUCCCCUCCUCCUCCUCCUUGUCCGACUUUGUUGCUCUCCUGCCCCGCUAAUCCGUCUCCAGUCUCUCCGGGGAGCCGAAGAACAACUCGACAAACUCCCAACCAUGGAAGAAGACAAUAUAAUAAUGCCUGUUUGACUCGGGGGGAGACAUUUUCCAAGAUGCCAGGCCCUUUGUCCAGUCCUGUGUGUCUGACAGUCAUCUGGUUUUUAUCUUGGUCACUUCGUCCCAGUCGUGCUCAGAUUCGGACCGAUGAAGUGUCAGGCGUGCAGUAUGGGCGCUUGGGGUCGAAUGUGACACUGGCAUGUGGGAAGUCACCAACCGGGAUACCUGUGGUGUGGCAUCUCAACCUCAGCUCAGCGUUGCCAUGGCACAAAGUGACAUCAGAUGGGAGCUUAGUCCUGCUGCACGUCGACCACUCAGCACAGGGCAACUACAGCUGCUAUGACAACCGGGGGCUCCUCCUCCACUCCGUCAAGCUCCGCCUGGGCUAUCCCCCUGGGCUGCUGAGCAUUUCCUGUCAAGUGCCCAAUCACACACAUGUUCGCUGCUCCUGGGUGGAAUCGGUAAAGACAUUCCUGCCAGCCAAGUACAAUGCCUCCUUCAGGGGGAUUGGCCAGGACUGGAGGCCAUGCAUUCUAAACGUCGCCCGCAGGCACUGUGACGUCUAUCACCCUGCUUUCUGGCAGCCCAUCCAUACCCUGAGAAUCAUCGAGACCAAUGGCCUGGGGUCCGAGACAACAUAUGUCCAGUUUAAGUUACAUGUACUAUUGAAGCCAGACCCUCCAGAGUCGGUGUUGGUGAACGAGCUAGAAGGCUAUUCAAAGAGGCUGAUCGUCUCAUGGAACAUUCCCUCCUCCUGGCCGGUGCAUGAUGCUUUCCCCCUUGUGUUUCAUAUCAGAUACAGGCCACUGGGCUCUAUGUACUGGUCAGAGAUUUUCUCUCAGGAGAGUCCAGUCGUGAUAUUUGACGCACUGGCUGGCCACCUCCACCAGGUUCAGGUUCGAGCCCGAGACGAGUUGAACUCUGACAGCCAGUGGAGUGAAUGGAGUCCCCUGCUUCUCGUCCGGCCCUGGGAAGUCUACACCACCCCUCAACCUGAAGAGGAGCUAGAGGACUAUUUUGUUCCAUUCAUCACAAAACCUGAAACCUCUACGGCAAAGUCACACAGUUGAUUUCAAGCAUUGUCUCCUCAUCAGCCCGUUCUAGGGCUCCUCCCAGGAGUCAGCCCCUGCCUUUACCACUGUAGAAUGCUGGCCGUCCGUAUUUAACUACACUAACCAGAAUGCAUCCAGAAUCCAGGACAACAGGGACUAUACAAGGAACUUUGUGGAGUAGGAUAAAGUUACCUAGUGUAUAAAAGCUGACUGAAGGGUACGUUUUGCAAGAUGUCCCUGGACAUAUUCAGUGGUCACAUCUAACUGCACUGCCCAUAAUGCAGCAGCAGACUCCGCCUACUGUCGACUGGGACAGGGAAAACAGACCCUACUCUGUUACUUUACGUUCACUUCAGCAACUUCAUUGCAGUUCACUCCCUGAAGGAGUGACACUGCGUCUGGACAUUUCAACCAAUGCUGCUUCAGGUGGACUGACUCCUCAGCCUGUAUGGAGAGGAAUGACCUUGUUUAUUUUUAACUUUUGAGCAACAAGUAAGGAAAGUGCAGCUGCCAAACAGGAGAACAUUGGCUUUUCUGGGACAACUCGCCUCUCUUCUCCCACCCAGAGCUCCUCAUGUUGUUUUAUUUGAAUUUUUUUUUUAGAUUCAUUGUGAGAAGUCUGUUAUUACAUCGACUGACCGACCGACUCAAUGCUGUGAAGGAAGCAUAACUUUUGCCAGUCUCUCUGUGUGCGUCUGAUGCCAAAGCAGCAACUACGGGCAUUAUGGUCUCAGCUGAGAGGCAACCUGUACUGGCUCUUGAACUGAGGGAUGGGCAUGGAGAAUAAG